GCCGCCGUGCGGGGCCGGGCGCUGUCCGAGGUGCUGAGCCGCCGUGCGGGGCCGGGCGCUGUCCGAGGUGCUGAGCCGCCGUGCGGGGCCGGGCGCUGUCCGAGGUGCUGAGCCGCCGUGCGGGGCCGGGAGCUGUCCGAGGGGCCGAGCUGCGCCGCGCCCGGGCGGCACCAUGGUGUUCGCUCCAGGUGAGAAGCCAGGGGCGGAGCAAGAUGAAGUUAAGCUGCAGAAUGCCAGCAAGCAGAUUGUGCAGACUGCUAUCCUCCGAGCAGUGCAGCAAGUGUCCCAGGAGAGCCAGCAAAAGGAGAAGCAAUCAAACAGCAGUACGAGCCGCCAGCUAGAAAGAGGAAAAUUAACCAAGAAGCAUGAAAAGAAAUAAAGGAGCAGAUUGUUUUUUUCAGUCCUCCAGUCUGCAGUGUUUUCAGCCUUCUCUUUAGUAUCAGCUGUAUCGCUACUGCAAUGUUACUGUUGUAAAGCAAACCAAAGUAUAAUCACACCUAGACAUAGGGUAAAGCUGCAAUAGUCCUCAGCUGAGAAAUAUUAAGUGCAUUAGAUGACUAACUCCAUAUUUAUGCAGUGCCUCUUAACAGAAACAAUAACCAUAGCUAUAAAAGUAGUUUCAAGCACAAGCUUUCAUGGUAUGGACUUAUUCUCAAAAGCUGCUUGUCAGU
This is a messenger RNA of Nipponia nippon (crested ibis), 671 nucleotides long. It is a transcript of the gene AKAIN1, whose product is annotated as A-kinase anchor inhibitor 1. The record is from RefSeq and is a predicted model, not a curated record. NCBI's taxonomy places the organism in Eukaryota, Metazoa, Chordata, Aves, Pelecaniformes, Threskiornithidae.